Messenger RNA from Aspergillus wentii DTO 134E9, 1044 nucleotides. RefSeq names its product isopenicillin N synthase family dioxygenase. NCBI's taxonomy places the organism in Eukaryota, Fungi, Ascomycota, Eurotiomycetes, Eurotiales, Aspergillaceae. The transcript is spliced from 2 exons. The record is from RefSeq and is a predicted model, not a curated record. Gene Ontology annotation, molecular function: dioxygenase activity. The coding region runs from base 1 to 1044 and encodes 347 amino acids.
AUGUCGACUACUUUCGAAUCUCUCCCAAUUGUGGACUUGAGUGUCCUCCAGAAUUCAACCAAGCUAAGAGAUGCCGAAUUCAAAAACCUCAGUGAUCGAUUGUAUGAAGUGUUUUCCACCACUGGAUUUGCGUAUCUCGUCAAUACACCCUUGAGCUUCAACCAUGGCGAGGUGUUUGGCAUGACUCGGGAAUUUUUCCAAUUGCCCAUUGAAGCGAAAAUGAAGAUGGCAAAGAAGACAUUUUGCAAGGAAAACCGCAAUACCUAUCGAGGGUACUUUCCAACCCAGCCUACAGAGGCAUCUGACAAUCUGAAAGAGGGCUUUGAGAUUGGCCCUAGGAAUCCCGCAUCUUCCGUUUCUCACACCUCCAAAUCUUCCAAAUUUAACCUAUCUGAGCCGAAUGUAUGGCCGGAUGACCCGGAGUUCUCAGCUAGACCUCGGUUGGAACGUCUCUACGAGGAACUCCAAGCAUUUGCAUCGACGUUGCUCUCUUUACUUGCCAUGUCCCUUGGCAAAGACGUGCAUUUUUUCGAUAACUACCUUGAGGAUUCGCUGAGCACUCUUCGUCUUCUUCACUAUCCCGCUGUUGGCAGCUCAGACUCUGAUGCAUCCAGUGCAGCAUCAUCAUUCGACUCACUCCAGGAGGCGAAGCUGAGCUGUACACCGCAUACUGAUAGUGGCAUUCUGACUCUUCUCCACCAAGAUGCAACUGGCGGCUUGCAAGUCCGCAAUGCAUCUGGGAAGUGGGUACCAGCCCCAUAUAUACCCGAGUCGCUGGUAGUUAAUAUUGGGGAUUUGAUGGCCAAGGUUUCUGGGGGUCAGUUUGUUGCGACGAUGCAUAGAGUUGCUGCACCAAAAGCUGCGUCUACAGAUGGUGGCCAGGGUGUUCCCGGAUGUAAUGGCCGGCUGAGCGUUCCGUUUUUCUUUGAGCCAGGCGAAAACUGUAUUGUAAAGUCGGUUGAUGAGAAGGAUGAGGGUAUUGUUUAUGGGGAUCACAUGAGGUCGAAGAUGAAAACAUGGGUUGAAUACCAGGAUGGCAGCUAG